This is a messenger RNA of Mycena citricolor, 1830 nucleotides long. NCBI's taxonomy places the organism in Eukaryota, Fungi, Basidiomycota, Agaricomycetes, Agaricales, Mycenaceae. The record is from the annotation of a GenBank genome assembly.
CCUACUGUGUAGUACCCCCGAGUCGCAUUGUCUCUCGAAGUGAUGACUGAAGCUUGCCUCCUCCUCGUACAAAUAUGCGCCAACACUGGCGACGAAGACUGGAUACUUCCUGUCCCAUAUCUCAAUGGAUGAUCACGUCCAAGGCGCAAGUUCCGGAGCUCAACUUGUGUCCGUCCCACUGCGGCCGCUAACGUCUGAGACGACAUGCCUCAAGCUUGUCUCUCCUGCGUUGUCAAAUGGAUGUAGCCUUGCUAUCUUCAGUCGCAAGCAUGGGGAAGCCAAUCGACUCGCGAACAAAUCUCCAUGAAUAUACAUACUGAACGUGCACUGACUGUUCUCCAUUUCCACGUCUGGCAUCUAGCGAAGGCCGCUUCUUAAGACACGUCUCCACACAUCAAAUGAUUGUUACUGUGACUUCGCAGCCUAUUGCCGCGGCCAAAGCAAGGACCCCUGGGAACAUCUCGCGCCAUCUAGGGAUCGUCUUGUGAAAUCCUGGUUUCGCGUUUUCAAUGCACGAUGACGAAAUAUUUGCACCGGUCCACGAGACUCAUAUAAAUGGUGUCAAUGCUCAUAAUCUAAUCACACCAUUCGACACGCACUACCAUGGCGCCGGUUGCAACUGAACUCGCCCAAUCCACCUCUGAGCGGAUUCAGUCUCUCAAGGAACAAGCUAAAGCCGAUGAAGAUGUGUCCGUCUUCAAUCCCUUCUACUCCCCUUCAAUUGGAGACGAUGGGGAUGCGUCAUAUGAACAUGCUCAGUACAAGCCGUUCUUUCCCAAAGUGUCCUGGCCACCCUUGACGGAGGUCGAAGUUGUUGACCGCGCUCAAUUCGCCGAUCCCUCUAAGAAGAAUCUGCUCGGCGCGGCAAGCAAAGUCAUCACUCUCAACCCCACUAUCGGGACGGAGCUGCACGGCAUCGACCUGCGCCAGCUUUCUGAAGCGCAAAAAGACGAGCUGUAUGUUUUUCUCCGCUUCGAAGAGCAUUCGCUGAGUAUUCGCAUCUUCCGAGACCAAGAGAUCGAUAUCAACGGACAACUGGAGCUCGCCCGUCACUUCGGACCUCUGCACAAGCAUGCGACGACGCCUAUUCCUCAGAUCGGCCUGGAGGAAGUACAUGUCGUGUACAAUGACUCUUCUCGUCGCCCGGAUCCUGCUGCAUUCUCAGCCCUAGAACUGUGGCACAGCGACGUCUCGUACGAACUGCAGCCACCGAGUACGACGUCGCUUAAAGUCAUUGCGGGCCCCGAGUACGGAGGAGACACGCUCUGGAGCUCAGGAUACGCCCUGUUCUCGUCAUUCAGCCCGGGCUUCCAGAAAUACCUCGAGGGCUUGAGCGCAGUGCACAGCGGUGUUGCACAAGCCGAAGGAUCCCGUGCUGCUGGACUGCACGUUCGCAGAGAACCCGUCGAAUCCGUUCAUCCCGUUGUCCGUGUUCAUCCGGUCACAGGAUUCAAGAGCAUCUAUGUUAACCCGGGAUUCACACGCCGUAUCGUUGGCGUGCCAAAAGCGGAAUCCGAUGCGCUGCUGCAGCUGCUGUUCCAACAGCUAUCGCAGAACCCUGAAUUCCAGGUUCGCUUCCGGUGGGAAAAAAAUUCGGUUGUCUUCUGGGACAAUCGCAUUGUCACGCACUCGGCUACAUUCGACUUUUGGCCUGCGCGCCGGCACGCUCUUCGCGCAACUCCCCACGGCGAAAAGCCGAUUUCAGUGGCUGAGUAUGAGGCAUCUGGAAAAGUCGCCAAGGACCGCCGCAUCGAGGUUUGGCGGCAACAGGGCUUGGAGCCGCCCCAUGUUGGCGGCGGACCGGCCAAAGUUCGCGGGUACAAUGAUUGA